GACCGAAGACCGCUUUUUACGCCGGUUAAGGGAAUCGCAUUCGACUUCGGUCCAGCCGUACCGUUCAAAUCGAGGAAAAGUUUAUAAAACCCGCGGCCACGCACGGCACACUCCUAGUUUCACCCAGGACAUUAGAUCCGACGUUCAAUCUUUCAUAGGAUUCCCAGGUCAUCGAAAUCAUGUUCAGGUUACUGGUAAGUAAAAUCGCAGCUGCGAUCCUCUGAUCGGUGUCUGACUCAUUGUAAUUAUAAUUUAGAUCCUGUGCCUGAUUUGGCUGUCGAGCGUCCGCUCGGAGAUGGCCAACAUGAACAUGAACAUGCACAUGCAUAUGCAAAUGCCGGCGGACGAGAUGGACGAUAAGAUGUCGAUGAAAAGGGAGUCGUACUUCAACCCGUGUCCACCGUCCCACUCGCACUCGAUCUCGUACGCGCCGCCGCCACAGAUUUACGUGAAACCGAUCGAGCCGAUGGUCCACGUGCAGAAACCGAUGAUCACCUACGUGAAGCAGGCCCCGCAGCCGGUCAUCGUGAAGCCGAUCGCUCAGCCGAAGGUCGUUUACCCGGUCUACCAGAAGCCGAUGAUAUCGUACGCGCCGAUAUACCAAAAGCCUGUUUACCACCAGCCUAUAUACCAAAAGCCUGUUUACCCCGAGCCUAUGUACCAAAAGCUCAUGUACCAGCCGCCCAAAGUGAUCCUGAAGAAGGUGGAGGCGCCUCAGAUCACCCAGGUCGUUCAUAAGCCUCAGAUCUCUUAUCCGGUCCACCAGCCGAAGGUGGUCCAGGUAGAGGCGCCGCAGGUGAAUUACGUGAAGCUUCCGCAACCCAUGGUCCACGCCCCGAUUUACCAGUCGCAAAUAAAACCGUGGUGCGCCUAAGAGGCAAUCGGAGACAAAUGAUGGGAUGCAAUCGCGUUGGAAGAACGAGACAGCGAAAGGGCGUACGUGGGA
Ceratina calcarata is the source of this 946-nucleotide messenger RNA. RefSeq names its product proline-rich protein 2. The record is from RefSeq and is a predicted model, not a curated record. Bases 296 to 874 code for a protein of 192 amino acids. The transcript has a single exon. Lineage: Eukaryota; Metazoa; Arthropoda; Insecta; Hymenoptera; Apidae.